This is a messenger RNA of Bubalus bubalis (water buffalo), 7003 nucleotides long. RefSeq names its product DNA methyltransferase 3 alpha (gene DNMT3A). The record is from RefSeq and is a predicted model, not a curated record. The coding region runs from base 342 to 3182 and encodes 946 amino acids. Gene Ontology annotation, cellular component: nucleus; cytoplasm. The transcript has 25 exons. Gene Ontology annotation, molecular function: DNA (cytosine-5-)-methyltransferase activity. Gene Ontology annotation, biological process: negative regulation of DNA-templated transcription. NCBI's taxonomy places the organism in Eukaryota, Metazoa, Chordata, Mammalia, Artiodactyla, Bovidae.
CGAGCGAGGCAGGCAGGCGGGCCGGGAGGGAGGGAGGGAGGGCGCGCGGGCGGCGGCGGCGGCGGCGGCGAGAGCAGAGGACGAGCCGGGACGCGGCGCCGCGGCACUAGGGCGCGCAGCCGGGCCGGCCCGACCCCACCGGCCACACGGUGGAGUCACUGGAAGCCCAACCCCACCGGCAGCCUGAGGCCGCGGUUCCCCAGGGUUUCCGCUCCACACCUGGAUCUAUGUCUAAGUUGUAACUCUUGCUUACCAAGACCACGAUAAUUCCUUCCCCAAAGCCCAGCAGCCCCCCAGCCCCGUGCAGCCCCAGCCUGCCUCCCACCGCCCAGCUGCCCGCGAUGCCCGCCAGCGGCCCCGGGGACACCAGCGGCUCCGCUCUGGAGCGGGAGGAGGAGCGCAAGGAGGGAGAGGAGCAGGAGGAGGCUCGUGCCAAGGAGGAGCGGCAGGAGCCCAGCACAACUGCCCGGAAGGUGGGGCGGCCUGGCAGGAAGCGCAAGCACCCCCCGGUGGAAAGCAGUGACACACCGAAGGAGCCCGCCGUGACCUCCAAGUCCCUGUCCAUGGCCCAAGACUCAGGCCCCUCAGAGCUGUUACCCAACGGGGACUUGGAGAAGCGGAGUGAGCCCCAGCCAGAGGAGGGGAGCCCUGCUGGAGGGCAGAAGGGCGGGGCCCCAGCAGAGGGAGAGGGUGCCACUGAGACCCCGCCCGAAGCCUCCAGAGCUGUAGAGAAUGGCUGCUGCACCCCCAAGGAUGGCCGGGGAGCCCCUGCAGAAGACGGCAAAGAACAGAAGGAGACCAACAUCGAAUCCAUGAAAAUGGAGGGCUCCCGGGGCCGGCUGCGGGGUGGCCUGGGCUGGGAGUCCAGCCUCCGCCAGCGGCCCAUGCCGCGGCUCACCUUCCAGGCGGGGGACCCCUACUACAUCAGCAAGCGCAAGCGGGACGAGUGGCUGGCACGCUGGAAAAGGGAGGCUGAGAAGAAAGCCAAGGUGAUCGCAGUAAUGAAUGCUGUUGAAGAAAACCAGGGGUCCACCGAGUCUCAGAAGGUGGAGGAGGCCAGUCCUCCCGCCGUGCAGCAGCCCACCGACCCUGCAUCCCCCACAGUGGCCACCACGCCCGAGCCCGUGGGCGCCGAUGCUGGGGACAAGAACGCCACCAAAGCAGCUGACGAUGAACCGGAGUACGAGGACGGCCGGGGCUUUGGCAUUGGGGAGCUGGUGUGGGGGAAACUGCGGGGCUUCUCCUGGUGGCCAGGCCGCAUUGUGUCUUGGUGGAUGACGGGCCGGAGCCGAGCAGCGGAAGGCACUCGUUGGGUCAUGUGGUUCGGAGACGGCAAGUUCUCAGUGGUAUGCGUGGAGAAGCUGAUGCCGCUGAGCUCCUUCUGCAGUGCUUUCCACCAGGCCACCUACAACAAGCAGCCCAUGUACCGCAAGGCUAUCUACGAGGUCCUGCAGGUGGCCAGCAGCCGAGCGGGGAAGCUGUUUCCAAUGUGCCAUGACAGCGACGAGAGCGACACUGCCAAGGCCGUGGAGGUGCAGAACAAACAGAUGAUCGAGUGGGCCCUGGGAGGGUUCCAGCCCUCUGGCCCCAAGGGCCUGGAGCCCCCAGAAGAGGAGAAGAACCCCUACAAAGAAGUUUACACAGACAUGUGGGUUGAACCCGAGGCAGCUGCCUAUGCGCCGCCCCCACCAGCCAAAAAGCCCCGAAAGAGCACAACGGAGAAGCCUAAGGUCAAGGAGAUCAUUGAUGAACGCACAAGAGAGCGGCUGGUGUACGAGGUACGGCAGAAGUGCCGGAACAUCGAGGACAUCUGCAUCUCUUGUGGGAGCCUCAACGUCACCUUGGAACACCCUCUUUUCAUCGGAGGAAUGUGCCAAAACUGCAAGAACUGCUUCCUGGAAUGCGCGUACCAGUACGAUGACGAUGGCUAUCAGUCCUACUGCACCAUCUGCUGCGGGGGGCGCGAGGUGCUCAUGUGUGGGAACAACAAUUGCUGCAGGUGCUUUUGCGUGGAGUGUGUGGAUCUCUUGGUGGGGCCAGGGGCUGCGCAGGCAGCCAUCAAGGAAGACCCCUGGAACUGCUACAUGUGCGGGCACAAGGGCACCUACGGGCUGCUGCGGCGGCGGGACGACUGGCCGUCUCGGCUCCAGAUGUUCUUCGCCAACAACCAUGACCAGGAAUUCGACCCUCCGAAGGUUUACCCACCUGUCCCAGCUGAGAAGAGGAAGCCCAUCCGGGUGCUGUCUCUAUUCGAUGGAAUUGCUACAGGGCUUCUGGUGCUGAAGGACUUGGGCAUUCAGGUGGACCGCUACAUCGCCUCCGAGGUGUGUGAGGACUCCAUCACGGUGGGCAUGGUGCGGCACCAGGGAAAGAUCAUGUACGUCGGGGACGUCCGCAGCGUUACACAGAAGCAUAUCCAGGAAUGGGGCCCGUUCGAUCUGGUGAUUGGGGGCAGUCCCUGCAACGAUCUCUCCAUCGUCAACCCUGCCCGCAAGGGACUCUACGAGGGCACUGGCCGGCUCUUCUUUGAGUUCUACCGCCUCCUGCAUGAUGCGCGGCCCAAGGAGGGAGAUGACCGCCCCUUCUUCUGGCUCUUUGAGAAUGUGGUGGCCAUGGGCGUUAGUGACAAGAGGGACAUCUCGCGAUUUCUCGAGUCCAACCCUGUGAUGAUUGAUGCCAAAGAAGUGUCAGCUGCGCACAGGGCCCGCUACUUCUGGGGGAACCUUCCUGGUAUGAACAGGCCAUUGGCAUCCACUGUGAAUGAUAAGCUGGAGCUGCAGGAGUGUCUGGAGCACGGCCGAAUAGCCAAGUUCAGCAAAGUGAGGACCAUUACUACUAGGUCGAACUCCAUAAAGCAGGGCAAAGACCAGCAUUUCCCCGUCUUCAUGAAUGAGAAAGAGGACAUCUUAUGGUGCACUGAAAUGGAAAGGGUGUUUGGCUUCCCUGUCCACUAUACUGACGUCUCCAACAUGAGCCGCUUGGCGAGGCAGAGACUGCUGGGCCGGUCGUGGAGCGUGCCGGUCAUCCGCCACCUCUUCGCUCCGCUGAAGGAAUAUUUUGCUUGUGUUACUUGGUCUGAUGAAAGCUGUGCUCUUACCUCGAGUCGGCAGCACCUGGAGCCCCAAGUGCACGACACUUGGUUCCGCUUCCCACCGAGGCAGGCGGCCUGGCGUUGGCGGUAGACUGUCAAUCCCAGAAGUUGCUAGGUGCUGAAGACAGGAAAAGGAGGAGGUUUUCUUUUAGCAGGUGCUCUCCUCUAGCAGGUAGCGUUCUAUCUCUUUUGCCCCUGGUGAUGUCAAAAGAUUCUUCUGUUAGCAACCUGUGACACUGACCUGCAACCCUAGGCACCAGUCAAGUCAGCCCUCAGCUCCCCCUACUUAUUCUCCCCCGUCCAAAGUGAAUCUGACGUCCAGGGCUGUCUUGGCCAGGGGGCUUCCAUUGGAAAGAAAUGGGACAGCGAACCUCAUCAUUGGAAUAAAGCAAAUUAGUAAUUGGUUAAAAAAAAAAAAAAAAUUAACCAAGCUUUGAAUCCUUUGCUCAUUGCUCAGGAGUAAGCUCACAGCUGGUGGCCAUGGUCUCCCACUCCUUUUAGGGGGUGCUUAGUCCCACACCCCAAGCUACUCAUUUCCUUGUCAGAUUGGUUUAUACAGCUCUGUGCCGUGAUGGCAGGUGGUGACGGUGGGCUCCCCUGGGGCUGGAGCAGCUGGUGAGGGGGGGUCCCUCUGCCCUUCCCUCGUUGGAGUCUGUACCCAACUGUGGUGCUCACCCUGCUCCCCUCCAUCUCCAGCCAGGCUCCAUCUUCCCACCCGGAACCCACCAGCACGACUCUGGAGGGCGGGGGAGGAGGGCUGCACAGACAGUCCAAGGUGCUCCCUCCCCUGGCGGCGGCUGAUGCUAAGGUCUUCCCAGCAUGUGUCCGGACUGUCUCUUCCUCUGCGGACCUUCGGGCUCUCCUAGGCCAUGUGUUUGCUGCUGUGUGCAGGAGUUUGCUUUUCCCAGUGGCCCAAGUUCCAUCCGGGGAGCUUGCAUGGGGAAGAAACUUGGUAGCCAAGGAUGUGGCAAGCCUUGAGGGGUCAGCAUAGGCCAGCCAGCUUGCUUGUUGUGGCUGAUCCUUGUUCCUCCUGGUCUGGCAACCUGACUUGGCCAGAGGCCCCCCUUGUAGAGAUGAGCAUUAACAAUCGCCAGCUUUUCUUCCAGCCACACCCGGGGGCUUGGUGCCACAGUAGAACUUGGCAGGUCCCAAGGGUACCUUGGGAAUGUGCCAACUUGGCCAGGCUGGGGUGCUCUUCACAAUCUCCUUCCAACCCCCGGGGUGCCUCUGGGGAUACGUUCUAAAGGAGAGCUGUGCUUGGACAGGCCUAGUCAAGGUUGUGCAUGGAUUAAGGUGGGGGAUCAUUGGUAGACGCAGUGCAGUGGGAGAAACCAGGAAGGCCUUUGGAAAAUUCUGGAGCAUGUUCUUGGUGGAGUUUUGUUUCUCUUGAGCAGGCUCAUUUACAAAUUCCUGGAAAGGGGGGUUUCCAGGGACUUAGGGUGGUACCCCCUACUUAUUGCAGGUGCCAAGCAGAAUAUGGUGCCAAAGAGAUCCGUGGCUCUGGGCUGAGGGGACUGGCUGGGGUCACAGAGCUGGGGAUUGCCUGCCCAAGGAGGAAGCUGGUCCUCGGCCAUAAGCUGCUGUACUUAGGGGGCCUCGAGCUAGUUGGUGCUGACCCCCUUCCCUGGGGACCAGCCAAAGUGUGUAGGCUGGGCAGCUGGGGGUGAAGGCUGGUGGGGUCUUGGAGUCAGUGGACAGCCAUCUGGGUGUGACACUGUCCUUUUUUCUUUCUAGACCCCAGAACCUUCCUGCUGUUGAACAUUCUAGAAAGACUUCCCAAAAGAGUACAGGGGGCCGCUUUGCUUUUGAGAUGGGCCUGGGAGAGGUUGGCUGGCGAAGGUGCCUGUGUGGGUUUUUGAUGAGUUUGUAGGAUGCGGAUUGGGACAGGCCGACCCAGCAGGAAGGAAGGCUAGUGGACAUUGAACUAGUCUCCCCCUACUUCCUGAGCACCUGGCAAUUCUGGGGAAACCCCGAUGGAAAUAGCCCACCAUCUCCAGCACAGGAUGGUGUACAACAGGAGCAAGGAAAGGAUUCUUUCAGCAGAGCCAUCCAGGGAGUAGUCUUAGUCUUCAUCUCACUGAUGACAUAAGUUAUAUAUAAAGUGGGUCUUGGAGGCGGUUUUGAAUUCCUGUUGUCCUGCCUGGUGCAGAGAGGCUGUGGCAGUGGUGUCUUUAAGAGGUGUCAUUUUCAGGGAACUUGCAGGGUUAGGGCCAUGGGACCUGCCUGGCACUGCAAUCUGAUCUGACGAGAGCUGGUUGUUACUUGUGGUCAGCAGAGCCCAGAUGCUGGUGAGAACUGGGUUUCUAGCUAGGCCCUGUUUUGAUCCUGGGAGAUGAGGAGUCUGAAUUUGUCAUCGGGCAGGGUCUAGUCUGGAUGCUUCCAGCACUUGUGGUCAGAGAUGACACUGGAGUUUUCCUGCUCUCUUGUCCUCCACCUCUGGAGGGAUGGUGUGGAGCUGGAAUGGCUCCCCCUCCCCGGCUGUCCCCUGCUGGGGCAAGGAUUAACCAUAAGUGUUUGGAGGAUCUAAGAGGAAAGAGGAUAGGUUUAUAUCAAGAAUGGACUCCACUGUUCUAGCAGAAGCUCUUGGAUCUUUACGUUUUGGUAAAGGAAGGCUGGGGUCUGUAGGAUGUGAGGUCAGCCCCUCUUGCACUGUGUGUUCCAGAGACCCGGCUGAGCAGGCCUUUGGUUGGCCACCUCCUGUUUACUGCUGGCCCUCGAUAGUGGAGUCCAGGGGAGAGGGACAGAGAAGCAGGUCAGAAGCAGUGAGGACAAGGAUGGAAGGUCCUUGGCUGGUCGUGACUGGCUAAAUUGCCCUGGCGGAAGCCCCCAGACUCCUGUAACCCCCCUAACUGGAAAACUCCCCUGAGGGGCAUGGGAGGGUGGCUUUCUCAACCUCCAGUCUCAUGGCCUCCAGCCCUGGGCCCGAGAACAUGAGCAGGGAUCCGAAAGCAUCACCUGAGUCCCAUUUCACUUCACAGACUGAUUUGGUAGCACAGCCCUAGAAUCCAACCAACCACAAAAAUACCGAAAUUCCUUAGAAUACGCAGAGGGAGGAGGUGACUCAACAAGGUGCUAAAACAUUUUAUUAAAAAUAUAUAUUGUUAAAUUAAGUCUGCUGUCUGGACAAUGACUGUUUGUUUUGUUUUCUUGUAGUGGAGUUUAAAAGAGACUAUUAUUUUACUCUGAUAUAUUAUUAUUAAAAAGGCAUUUUAACUUUGUACUUGAAAACUAAAUGAACGAUUUCAUGUGUUUUAGCUGAGGCAUUGAAGUAGCGGGUGCUUACUUAUUUGUGGGAAAUCAUGUAUUCAUACUGAAGAAUAAACUCCGUAGCUGAUUUGGUAAUAACUUUUACUGUUACAGACGAUUUCGCUUUGACCCCGGCGGGAGAACACUUUGACUGCACAUUCCACGCAGCUAAAUGCAGGACUUAACUCCCUGACCCUUCCCUUCCCGGCCCUCUUUCCUUUUUCUUCAGUUCCUCUUCUGACUCUCUGUUGUUGUUGUUGUUUUUUUUUCUUCCUGGUUCCAGCAUCCUUUCACCACUGUAUUUUUUUUUUUUUUUUUUUUUUUAGGGUUGCUUCUCUAUUUAUUGACAAUAAUAAUGUACAUUUCACAGUCUGGUUCUGGGACAUUGGGGAGGGGGUGUGAUAAGGCCCCGCGUGGGUCCCCACCGCCACGCCCCCGUGUCCUGUUGUAUCUCUGUGUAAGUGAUGCUCGUGACAUAGCUGUUAUGAAAUAAUUAUAAAGAGGUCAGUGCGUACAGCAGAUGUAGAAAGUCUGUCAAUUCCGCCUUCAUCACAUUUUUUUUUUUUUGUGCCCAGAAGAAUAUAAUAAAGCUCCUUUCUAAUGUACUUGUGCUGGAGAACACUUGAAUAAAUGGACUGUUUUUGUGCAAAAAGAAAAACGGAAAAA